UCCAGCUAUUCUCCUUAAUUAAAAACCUUUAAAAAAUUACUAUCUUCCUUUUGAUAGUGGUGAUGAACACUAAUAUGAAAGGCCCUGUCAAAAGCAUAUGGGCCCCAUACAUUAAGAUAUAUAGUGCUUUCCAGUAUCAGUAAGAUCAUAAUCGGAUCCCUGGCAUCAGCCUUAUGUUACAGAGCCAUGACAGGUUUUGGGUAGACCUUGGCUUUUUUUUUCUUUUUUUUUCCUUCUCUGUUCGCUUUGUCCCCUAAUGUGCUGGGCAUUUGUUUUACAUAGGUUAUAUAAGCUCCUACACCUGGAGAUGAAGUUGUUUAUAUUGUGGAUUGGCACUACAAACUUAGCAACCAGGUUACAGGUGCUAAGCUCAGAGCUACUUAGAAGAGCAUAUUACCAACAGAGGGCCAGCCUUAGUGAUACUUCCAGGGAGAGGCUAGCAACCAUUAUGAACAGACAAAGAGAUUCAUGCUGGGCUAACCUUCUGUGACCAUUGCAACCUGCAGCACAAAAAUGCAGUGAGAGAAUGGCAAAAAAACACUGUGUUUGGACAUCUAUCCUAACCUACAACGUCGUAUUUGGACAUCUAUCAUUCCGUUUUUUUACCUUGGAGUGAAACUGAAGAUUUUCUUUCCUCAUUUCCUCACAAUCUUGUAUUUUUUUAAUGGAAUAUUGCUUCUAUAAAGAUCUUGGAGGAGGAAAAAGACACCACUGAAAACCUGUCUGCCUUUGCUUAGCUGCUUAAUCCACUUUUAGCCUGCCUACAGUUUUGGGAGGUUACUACAAUGACAGAUCCUGCCAUGGUGGAUCACAUGACCCGGCUGAAACUCAAGCUCCUAGAAAAGAGACUAGAAAAUGAACAUGAGAAUCUAGAGAGGAUGGAUUCACCUCCACCAACAGCAAGGAACAGACAUGAAGAUAUGCUUCAAAAUGCCCUAAGACGGAGGAAAGAUCUCCUGCAGCAACUUAGGGAGCAUCACCUUUUGGAAGAACUGUCACAGCCACCUGUGCCAGCUGGAGGAUACUGUAAGAACUACAGAGCUGAUCCUCAGCCCCUGAUCUACCAGCUGCCUUUUCCAGCUCCCCGAGUGGAGCCACCAAGGAUCAUCCAGCAGACGAUGCCUCCGCAACCUGCUACUAUCAUCCAACAGUUACCUCAGCAGCCCCCACUGAUAACACAGAUCCCGCCUGCCCAGCCUUUUGCAGCCCCUCACUCUGGAAGCAUUAAAGAAGAUAUGGUAGAGAUGAUGCUAAUGCAGAACGCUCAGAUGCACCAGAUCAUCAUGCAGAACAUGAUGCUGAAAGCUCUGCCACCGAUGGCAUUUGCACAGCCUGCUGGACCCAGCUCUCUCCUGCUUCAGCCUGCACAGCAGGAUUCGCAGCUUGCUGCUCCUGUGCUUGUGAAAGCAGAAAGGCCCAGGCCAUCCACAGUGCACCACCAUCACCAUUACUCUCCCCCAGGGGUGCUACCCCCUGUCAGCUAUUCUGUGUGGCCCCCAGCCGUACAGUCCGGUCUCGUGGGACAGAAUGGAGGAUUCCCACCCAUGGUGCAUCACUUGCCUGGAAGCACGCUCCCUGUGGUGCAUACGUGGCCUGAGUACUGACAGUACAUGUUUCUCUACAAGUGGACCGUGGCCUCACUGAGGUCAGCUUCCAUUAGAACACUUCCUAAGUAGUCUGACAGCUUAAUGUCUGUACAACUGCACGUUAUUGGCACAAGAAGCAAGCAGGAGAAAGACCGCAGAUCUUCAGAUGUACCACGCACCUGUGGUCAGCUCACCAGUUUCAGCUAGUUUGACUGUUUUUUCUCAUCUUCCAUUCCCAGAGCAGCAGCAAAUGGUCACUGCUUUCCCAAAACCAAGAAAUUCUGCCCCAAAAUGUUCUACAGGCCUGACAUCUCACAGUGGCCCCAGGGCAUGAAAUGAGCUUAACACCAGUAUUGUUUGAACCAUUACAAAUGAGUGUGACCUAGCUCCAGGGUCAUGAUGUGAUUCAGGAGAAUGCGCUUUACAAAGGAGACAGCUGCCUGCUUCUGGAAAGAUAAUGCAAGUAGAACAAAGGAUUCCUGAAUAAGAUUUUAGUCACCUAAAGUAUUCUUCUCUCAAGGUUUUAAGUUUUACUGUCUGAGAGAUUACUCUCAGUAAUUACCUGUCUGGGGAACCACAAACUAGAGGAACCAGAUAAAUGCAAGUUACCUGCAUAAUAGACGAAAACACUGACAUUGUAUUUUCCUAAAAAUUAAGCCUCUCCCCAAACCUUGAGUUGGAUUUACAAGGCUUGUAGUAUAUGGAUAAAUAAUUCUCAGUGGAGAAAGAAAUGAAAAAAUCUGUUUCUGUGUUUUUUCUCAGAACUGUCAUUUGAUCUAAAUGUUUAAAAUACAGUGCCUGCACCCACAUCUAACUGCAGUUCACUUUUUCUGCCUCAUGAGGGCUCUGACUCUCAGUCUCCUAAGUCUUGUAUUUGUAACGCUACCCGCAGUUUUCUUCUCAAACACCUAUUGGAGACGGAUUUAAGCAGUCUGGAAUUGUGUAUAUGUGGUUCACUAUUCCACAAUCUUUCCUUCAUACAUUCAGGGUUUAGAUUUGGUUAAAAAAAUCAGAGGUUAUUCCUUGAAUAUUAAUGUCUUUUUCUUCAGCAACAUGUUAUAAAUCAAGACCUUUCCCUUCUUCACUUUUUCCAUUAAUUUUCAGAUGGCAGGCUUUAAUCUGAGACCAUGCUAUCUUGUUCUUUUUGCCAUCUUUUAGGAUUCCUUGGAAGACUCAGAGUUUUAUUCAAGUGACAUCUUUCUCAUGGCUUUCAGCAGUCAUUGUGCUUAAGGCAAAAAGAUGAACAAUGAGUUAGUAGCACUUUUAAGUGUCUUGUUAUCUUGUCUGUUUUUUAAAUGGGAUUAAUCUGAUGCAUCAUGAAGGAGUUUAUUGAUUCAGAAUGCUGGCAUCGUUGUUGAAGUAUUCCACCAAAAUAAAAAAGAGCAUCUUUACACUGGUUUUGCCUGAUGAAGUUUGCGUCCAAGUCUGAUGAAGAAAACCAGGAGACUUAAAUUUUGCUUGGAAUGGUUACCCAGAGGAAAAGGUAUUACACUGGACACAAAUAAUCCCCAAUUUGUGAAG
Messenger RNA from Dromaius novaehollandiae (emu), 3107 nucleotides. RefSeq names its product chromosome 7 C21orf58 homolog (gene C7H21orf58). The transcript has 8 exons. The record is from RefSeq and is a predicted model, not a curated record. NCBI's taxonomy places the organism in Eukaryota, Metazoa, Chordata, Aves, Casuariiformes, Dromaiidae. Bases 786 to 1604 code for a protein of 272 amino acids.